This is a messenger RNA of Bemisia tabaci, 6601 nucleotides long. RefSeq names its product ras-like protein. Gene Ontology annotation, cellular component: membrane. The record is from RefSeq and is a predicted model, not a curated record. NCBI's taxonomy places the organism in Eukaryota, Metazoa, Arthropoda, Insecta, Hemiptera, Aleyrodidae. Gene Ontology annotation, biological process: signal transduction. Gene Ontology annotation, molecular function: GTP binding; GTPase activity.
UUUUUUCGUUCACAUCCCUUGUUGGUAAAUGUCACGGUUGAGUUGCAUGCAGUUCGGAGAAGUGUUUUUCCCGAAUAGUCUCUUCAUUAAAAACCCGCAACUUCAAUUGAAGCACUGUUUUACAACUAUUUCCCAAACUACUAUAUUGUUACUUAGUGAUCGGGAAUAAUUUUAUCGGUGCUUGGAAUCGGUUGAAACUUUCUUGUAUGGUAUGCGAGGCAUUCGUAUCUGACGCACACAAGAUUCUUGUAAACACUUGGGCGUGACUGUGUUCGAAUUUUACUUAUAAAAAGCCUCUGUCUCUUGAUGUAUGCUAUUUCUGAUAUUUAUGCAGUAUGACGGAAUACAAACUUGUCGUCGUCGGUGCUGGUGGUGUCGGUAAAAGUGCCUUAACCAUUCAAUUAAUCCAAAAUCAUUUUGUGGAUGAAUAUGAUCCCACAAUUGAGGACUCUUAUAGGAAACAAGUUGUCAUAGACGGUGAAACAUGUCUGCUUGACAUUUUAGACACAGCUGGACAAGAGGAAUACAGUGCUAUGAGAGACCAAUACAUGAGGACUGGUGAAGGAUUUCUACUCGUCUUUGCAGUGAACAAUGCCAAGUCAUUUGAGGAUAUUAGUAAUUACCGGGAACAAAUCAAAAGAGUAAAAGAUGCGGAAGAAGUCCCCAUGGUUUUGGUAGGAAAUAAAUGUGACUUACCAACACGAGCAGUAGAUUCUCCAGUCGCUUUAAAAGUAGCGGAACAGUAUGGUGUCCCCUUCAUCGAGACGUCUGCAAAGACAAGGCAAGGUGUGGAUGAAGCGUUUUACACACUGGUCAGAGAAAUUAGGAAAGAUAAAGAGCAACGAGGCCGAGGUAAGGGGAAAAGUUUUGGAAAAGGGAGAAGAAAGUGUUACUUGUUUUGAAAGCUGGGAUAUCUCAAAUCAAAUAGAAUGUGUAAUUUUAAGGUCCACCUAUCGUUUUUUUUAUCCCUAGCAUGUAAUGUACUCGCUCCAAAAUGUUCUUUCCCAAACUUCGCUCUUUCAAGAUUUCUGCGCAUUUGAAUCACAUUUUUCAACACAGAGUAAAAUGACAUAGAAUCAUAGACUGACUUUGAAUCAAAGGAUUGUUUUGCAGAAUUCAACUUUAGCUUAUGGAACAGCAAUGCUUGUUUGCAAUUUCUUAUCUUUUCGUUUUUUAAGUUGUUAGUUAUUUAUUUUUGGUACCAAACGGGCUGUGAAAUAUAGCACUAGCGCUCAGAGAAGAACGAAAGAUCCGGAAAUGCCUAUAAUCUAUCUUUCUGCCCCUCUGUAUUUGUGAUGUAUUGUGAAUGAUACCAUAUUUUCAGUAUUUUUGUACAUUUUAAACGGAUACCAGUGAUUGCAGUAAUUUAGUUUUAGAAUACCUAACGUUAAAUUACUAUGUUCAAAAACCACAGACAAAAAUUUAAAAAGAUCAGAUGGUUAAUAUUUUAAUCCAAAAAUGGACUAAACAAGCGCUCAUAUUAUCAACUAGUUUGAUACAGUGAUCGGAAGCCUUCUACAGUCAGCAGUGAAUGUUUUCAAACCGUUUUGCUUGUAGAUUUCCCUACUUAAUGAACUUCCUUGAAACUGAUGGUGAAAUAAUGUUGAGUUGUCACAUAUGUGGAACCCUUUUAUCAACCACCCUGAAUAAAUUUAAAGUAAGAUCAAGGAUAAGUUUUGCUUACUUGAGGCACUAACGCACAAGUUAUGCUUGAAGAGAAGAUUUGAGAGUCCUCAAGUAGGUAUAAAGUUCUUGUAAAUAAUUUGCACCCCAUUUAUUCGGAAAUGAAUCCUGUGAACAAUGUUGGGGUGCGCGGUAUAUCUCAUUGCAGCCUCAAAUGACAGUCUAGGCAUAGCCAGUAACGUCAACAUGAGGGUGAGGGUGGAACCUGACGUUUUAAUAUCUGAUUAUGUACAUCUAACUCAUCAUUACCUUCAGGACUUUCUCAUUUCUCUUUGACAACUUUUCAUGUGAGCAUUUAAGGGAUCGUCUAGGAACUUGCCAUCUUCCGCACCAUUGGGUCGAAGCCUCAUUUUUGAACAUUUUGGCAAUCAUGUCCAUACACUUUUUUUCCCCACUGCUUAACUUGACGUCAUUUUCAAGGAAUCUGUAUAGCUUAGUCGCAUGCCAAAUUUUGACCUGCAAAGUCAAGUGCAAUUUUUUCGUGCAAGGCUAUGGUCUUUAUUUAAUAUGAGUAUUUAUUUAAAUGUUCCCCAUGAAGAAGUGUAAGCAUUAUAGAUGCUAUUAGUGCCACGUCACAGAUAAAUGAUAUGUAUCGAUUUAUUCUAUAUAUUUUUUUUUAUUUUUUAUAUUCAGCAUUGAAAGAGGUUCUGUCAUUGUUAUUGUUUGGAUCCAAUUCGAUAUAAUAGAGAAUUUCUAUGGCAACGUCACCACUAAUAGCGUCUAUAAAAUUGUAGAGGGAAUAAAGAAAGUACGUAGAGGUACAACAAAGAUACAUUUUGACAUAAUGAUUGAUGCCUCAGAUGUUUGCUAGGCCUUCCUUUCCUCUAUUCCUAAGUUACAAAUAGCUCCUGUAAUGGAAUAUCAUUAAGGUGGAACAAAGUGAAAUAGAGAGAGUUGCAGAAAUCUAAACGUAACGCAGAAAUAAGAGUUAGAGGUGGUAGAAAAAUAUCUGCUCCCAUUGUAUCAACCUUCAAUUCCAAAUUAAAACAUGGAUCAUUUUGAUUCUCCAGUAUUGCUUUUUCUGUGUUGCCAAGGUUGUCAAUAUUCACCCAUGACAAAGCGUUUCCUCAGGCAAUGUUUCUGUAGUAUCUACCGAGGAUAAAUUUUAUGCAACAUAUUUUCAGACUCGACAGAAGGUUAGUGGAAUUGCAAACUAUGGCAAGUCCUCGGAUAAGAAGGAAAAAAAACAGCAUUCAGUUGAAAAAUAAAAUUGGAUUGCUAUAACACCAAGGAUUAACAGUUUUCAGAGGAUUCCAAAAGAAAUUUCUAAAAGAGAUUUAUGUACUGUUAAAUGCUGCAGUGGUUUAUAAUGGGAAUCAUUGGUACUUUUAAAAAUGAAAAAAUGUUUUUCAAUGCAAUGGAAAUUUUUUAAAUUUUUGGCAGUUUAAUUCGAUAUUUCUCUAUUAAGUUCUAAGAAAUGAUGAAAUUGAAAUUGCUGUGGAUGAAACUGCAUUUUUUCUACCAUUGAGUCGAUAACUCAAUUAUCUGUGUGCCAAAAAAGAUGGAAUAGCACAUUGCAUAUUCUUAUUGGCUGCAAUCUAGUAACUUUAAGUAUUCUCGCAAUUACUUUGUCCUUUCUCUUUUGUAUUCACCAAUCCCUCUACUUGAACUGAGAAUGAAAUUUCCCUAGUUCCCUUGAGAAUUUCCCCCAAUUAUCACUGUAUAUUAGUAUAUUCCUUAUCUAUCUUUUUCAGUUCCAAACUGCGAAGUCUCCUGUGUCUUCAUGAUUUUAUUUUUUUCUUCAUGCCUAAUUCCAAACUGCCAAUCAUUAGCUCGAAUUUUGAUUGCUCUUGUAUUUUAAAUUAUUCCUCUCAUGAAGUUUAAUUUUAAUUUUUUUAGCUAUCUUAAUUUCAUCAUAUUUUGAAGUGAGCUGUAAAAUAAUUAGUACCACUUCAGCCUUCUUAUCUUAAUACUUCUUUCUUCGCAUUGCACUCUUUUGAGUCAUACAGAUGUGGAUAGGCCUGCUCUUAUAGUCUUCGCAUGUAGUUGGUAGUCCCUGCAAUUGUCAAAAAUCAAGAUCAAUGAUGGGUGCUGAAUUUCUUUUUCUUUCUUUUCUUUCUCAAUUUUUUUUAUUAUUUAUUUAUUUUUUUUUUUUUUAAAAAAAAAAUUGAUAAGAUAUUAAGACUGUCCCCCAUUAGAGUUAAGUUCUUGUGAUCUUAUCACUAUGCAUUGUUAAAAAGUUCUCUAAAAUGAAGUGUGAAAUAAAGGUAGCCUUUUUUCACAUAUUUCAUGCCUUAAUUUUUAGAGAUUUUGAGCUGCUUCUUGAUUAUAUUCAUGACUUAUGCUUCGUAUUAUUCAAAGAAAAAGAAAAAUGAAGAAAAAAUCUGCCUUUAAUUUUGUAUAAAUUUCAAGUGCUUUAAAAUUGUUUUGAAAAGUGUGAUUGCUAACUUUCUUCUUAUUAGAUGUGAGGAGAAUGAUUUUCUUUUCUUUUCUUUUUUUUUUUUGAACGGAGGAAACAAAUGUCUUGAUUUUCAUGCAUUCUAAAAUGUGUAACUUGUUUGACUGGAUUCAAAAAGUACAGAAGAUUUUGAAUUGAGUUCAAUAAAAUUUAACAUUAUUAUCUUUCUAUCACUCAAAUGUAGUUCGAGGAAUAUAUAGCGUUGAUGAAAAAUUGAGAAGGAUCAUUGGUCAGUAUCAGAAAAAUGAAGAACUAAAAAUUUGUCUUGAAUUCUCAUGGAUAGAGACUGACCAAACCAGGACUUUCCUAUACUUUGUUCUCAUCAUAACCUUCACCUGAAAAAAGUUGGAAAAUUUUGAGUUCCCCUUGUUUCCAUUAAAGUUUUAAUUUUUAUUUUCAGUUUAAAACCAAACCCAAAUCUUCCCUUUUCUGAAAAAAUAAAUUGAUACAUUCAAGAGUUUUAAAUAAAGCCCUAUUAAACAUUUGAUGAUGAAGUAUUCUAUUGGUUCUAUAACAAAAGAUAAGUGUUAAACAUUUUGAUGUUUUCCAAAAUGAGAAGAUCAAUUAGUUUGUGCCAGCUUUUACUUUUGGUCCGCUUUUUCAACUGACUAUAAGCUCUUAGAAAUGAGGUAAAAAUCAUGUACCUCAAGGAAAAUGUGCUCGGGUUUGAUACUUACCAAUACCUACUUACAAUCCAUCUUUUUAUCAGUGGAAAACCGGGAAGAGGCAUGCUUUGUUUGUGGCGUUUCAACAUUUUUAUCCCUGCUAUGUAUUAACUAUGGAAAACCAACCAUACUGUUUGUGUGAAAUUCUCUAAAGAUACCUAUUCUUUGAAUGACAAGAACAUCGUCAAAAAUGCUUUAAUGAACCAAUGAUCUCUUGUGAAAAUGAAACUUAUACAAUAGGAAAUGUACAACAUUGUAAGUUGAGAUGUAUGUCCCUCUCGUUUCACCAUCAUUAUUUCACAACUUCCAAGUCUAACGUCAAUGAGCUCAGUAUCAAGCUAAAAAUAUUAUUUGUAGGCACAUUACUAAUUUCUGAUGGAUUGCUGUUAUAAUGUUUCCAAUGUUGGAUUGGUAGUGAAUUUCACAGUGUGAUGUUCGUUGAUAUCCAUUUUCGGUUCAGGUUCAGGUUUAUGCUAAAACCUGUUACUGUACGAUCAUUACACUUCCAUCAUCUUCUGUAUACAUAUUGAUUUCAUUUCUCGUUUUGUUGAUUUCCGUGUGUUGAAUCAUGUUUUUGAAUUUGUAACAACGCACAGGUGAUAAAUACCAAACGCACGAAGAAAGGCAAAAGUCUGUGACAUUAUUUUUAAAUUCAGAAAAAUGAACUAUUUUUAUAGAGAGUUUUCAAAAUGUUGAGUCGAUGAUUUAAUUUAUCGCUGGCUAUUUUGCCCGUGCUUGCUUGAAAUUUCCUCUAAUGCUCAAUCUACCUACUUAAUCUUGAAAAGCAAUGGAACAUAGAGGAAGAAUGCUUGUUUGUUCAAUAAAUAAUUAAAAAUUCUUCUACUAUGAGUUGGAAUUGGUAUAUUGAACGAGUAUGUUAAUUAGGUAUUUCUCUGCUUAUGCCUCACUCUGCCUUUCUCUCUCUUCAUACUGAAGCAGUUAAAUUUAAGACCCAUUACGCAAUAUAAAUCUAAAUUUUAUGGUGCUUACUAAGUUCACUAAUUAUUUAUUGAACUCAAGUCAACUGAAACAAACCUUUUUUUUCCUCCUGAGACUUUGCAUGUACUUUGAAAAAUCUUAAUAAGUCAGCUUUUGUUCUCAAUCUUAUUUCAUACGCACUAAUGAUUUGUAAACAUAAAAAAAUAAGAAUAGCAAUUUUUUUAAGUUUCCAUUGAAUUGUUCCCUCAGCUUUCUAGGCUCAUGUGUGUUGUAUAUGAUUCCAAACUGUGAAAAUUGGAUAUGUUUGUAAUUUAGCACCCUGGAUAACUUGAUGAUAUGUUUUGGGAAGGGUGAGAGACCAGGUAACCUGGAGGUCCACUUUUUGUCAACAUUUUUCUGUCCCUUCAUGUGACGUAUAUUUUUGUCUUCAAAGCAAAUAGAGGCUCUCCAUUUGUACUUUUUGUGCUCAGUCACAAAGCUGCAAACUUUCACAAGAAUUGAGAAUGUGCCAACAUUCGGCAUGGUUGACUUAGAUGUCCGCUCAGAUAGCUUUUAUGUCCAAGACCUGGUACUUGACUGCUCAGGUGUAAGUGCUAGGUGUGAACAAUUUUUUUGAAUUGAUGGACCGUAUUUGCAAACUUACAAAAGGAGAAAAUGUUUUUGAUGUGUUGAGAACUAAACUGUUUCUUCGAUGAGCCUAGGCACUGUAAUAUAACUAAAUUUUUACGGUCCAUUUUUUAAUUUGUCAAAAAAGUGCAAGUGAUAAGUUGUAACGUUCAGAUUUUUUUUCCUCCAAAAGUAAUACCCCAUAAAACAAUAUCCACAUAUAUCAUUUCCGUAUCAUUAACAUGUUCAGUAGAAUAGUGAAAUGUACAUAUUUAAAAACACAAUAAAUAUACUUUUUAUUAUUUUAAAA